Messenger RNA from Papaver somniferum (opium poppy), 1661 nucleotides. RefSeq lists its product as uncharacterized. Lineage: Eukaryota; Viridiplantae; Streptophyta; Magnoliopsida; Ranunculales; Papaveraceae. The coding region runs from base 954 to 1349 and encodes 131 amino acids. The record is from RefSeq and is a predicted model, not a curated record. The transcript has 7 exons.
AAAACAGACUUCAUUGCAAGUGACGCACACCAGAGUGCUCUUAGGUUGGAAUUUCUUCGGUUCCGAUUCACAUCUCUUCAUGUUGAUGUGAUCUUUUCUCUUUAACUUCCUGAUUCCAUAACGUAUCAUAAACCCUAGACUCCAUUCUCUGUUCGUAGGAAUUCCCAAUCAAGGUUAUCUCCUUAUUAAUUUGGCCUGCAUCUCAAAAUUUAAAAAAAAAAACGCUCAUCCUUGCAUUAAUUGGAUCAGGUUUAUAAAAUGGCUAAUCCGAAUCGAGAUGAACAUCAGUUCCAAUCGAAAGUUUUAGGUAUAAAGAACAGACUAAAUGGCAUCUCAAAUCAAUAUCACACCACAGCAGGUACCAUCUUCGGCUACCCAGGACAAGUUGAAGAGUUUACGCUCCCUUGACGAAGGAAAAUCAAGUGGCGUUACUGUUCGUGUUACCAGGAAAUGGGAAGAAUUGGAUUUUAUGUCCACCAAUGACGUUACCUCGACGAACAGGUAUUGACCACCCCUUGUUUCUGUAAAUUUGCAAUACACGACAAGUUGAAGAGUUUACGCUCCCUUGACGAAGGAAAAUCAAGUGGCGUUACUGUUCGUGUUACCAAGAAAUGGGAAGAAUUGGAUUUUAUGUCCACCAAUGACGUUACCAGUGUCGAUAUGGUUAUUGUCGACGAACAGGUAUUGACCACCCCUUGUUUCUGUAAAUUUGCAAUACACGACAAGUUGAAGAGUUUACGCUCCCUUGACGAAGGAAAAUCAAGUGGCGUUACUGUUCGUGUUACCAAGAAAUGGGAAGAAUUGGAUUUUAUGUCCACCAAUGACGUUACCAGUGUCGAUAUGGUUAUUGUCGACGAACAGAUGUGGUUGGCUUCUUAAAGACCUCACCAACAUUCAGGUACUUCAGAGGGCUAGUGGGCAAUCCAGCCGAAUGCGCGAGAUAAUGAUUGAGAAUGAUUGCGCUAUGGGGUUCUGCCGCUAAUCAGGUUGGGAAUGACCCAAUUGAUUGCGACUCCACUCCAUGUCCAGUGUUGGUAGCUGUACGCUCCACUUUUGUGAAAAAUUACCAAGGGAAAAUCACCCUGUCGUCAACCAAUGCGACGAAGAUCUACAACAAUGUAGACCUGAAAUCGUCGAAAUGCGUUCAAGAUGCCCUUAUGCGCGCCCACCCCGUCAUAUUACGGUGCCGACUAGGAAAGGCAAGACAGCGAUCCAUAUUUUCGAUCCUGACAACAGGAAAACCAUAUCUGAUGCAGGGCAUACUACAAUUCCAGAAGAUUCCGCUUAGAGGCAAUGGGAAGUGCACUGUAAAGAGGAUACAAAGCUCGAGUUGGAUACGAAUCGAGUGAAAUACUUCUUUGGGUAAUGCUAUGUCUUCCUAAGCAAACUUAAACAUGCACUUUCAAUCUGCAUAUGUUUUUAAUUCUUAAAAACUAGGAAACUCUAGCUGCACUAUUUAGAUUAAAACGACAUGCAGAGAUUAUUUAUUCACAAGUUCGCUUUCCAAGUGGUCAUAAAUUAGGUCGCAUUUGAUGUCAAAGGGAUUAAAGCCAUUAGCCUAUCAAAUAAGACUAAAAGGUUCUGUAUGAAAAGUACAACUAUAUCUAUAAAAGAUCAUUCUCAGUCUAAUAUGAAUGUGAGCAUACUAUUGGAUUGCUUUA